This is a messenger RNA of Parus major (Great Tit), 501 nucleotides long. It is a transcript of the gene CUNH11orf98, whose product is annotated as chromosome unknown C11orf98 homolog. NCBI's taxonomy places the organism in Eukaryota, Metazoa, Chordata, Aves, Passeriformes, Paridae. The coding region runs from base 33 to 416 and encodes 127 amino acids. The transcript is spliced from 4 exons. The record is from RefSeq and is a predicted model, not a curated record.
AAUCAGAAUGAGCGCCGCGCGCUCACGGGCCAAUGAGAUCCGCGGGGAUGAGGAAAGGGGCGGGGUUUAGCGACCGGAAGUGUGGCGGAACCGGAAGCGGCGCUCGGCGGACGCGUGGGGGCGCGAUGGGGAUCGGAGGCAAAAUCAACCGGCCCCGAACGGAGCUGCGCAAGAAGCUCUUCAAGCGGCGGCGGGAGCUGGCGAGGGGGCGGCGGCAGAAGCGGCGGUCGGUGUCGGUGCCGGCGGUUCCGGCCCCGCUGUGGGGGAAGCGGCGGCGGAAGGAGCUGAAGCGGCUGCGGGGGGCGGCCAAGAAGGCGCUGGAGGCGGCGGUGACCGAGGCGAAGAGGCCGAAGGAGGAGAAAGCGACCGCGGAGAGCGGCGGGGACGUGGAGAUGGCGGAGGCGGCAGCGGAGUGACCCCGGUGCCCCGUGGCUGCUGCCGCGGUGACGUUCCGUUCGCGGUGUCGCCACUGUCGCGACAAUAAACUCGCUCUGCUCCGUC